GAGUCUGUGGCAGGCAGUGUUUACAGCGGCAGCGGGAGGUAACUAGCCCCAUAAAACACCCACGAAGUAAGGGUCUUGAUCACGUACAGCACGUCAUUUUUCUGCAUCGCUCUGUUCGGCGACUACUAAGGCGAUCCCGUGGAGGCAUUUAUCGAGUUGCUUGGACAGGACGAGGGCCAUGAAGUGGUCCGAGCUGGUGGAGAAUGCGCUGACUCGCAAGACUGCUGCCAACUUCCUGCAAUGGGCUGGCAGGUCAGCUGGGGUCAUGGCCUUCCUCAUGGCUGUGCUAGCCUAUGACCUGCAGCGUGGUGGUGUGAGUGGCUGGGGGCCGGGGUGGUGGUGGGGGUGCUGGGGGGCCUGCGCCACACUGGGGGUCCUGCUGGUGCGCCUCCUGCUCUCCGCCCUGCUCCUCUACCUCACGCUGCCGCCCAUUGCAGUCUCUGAUGAACAGCGGAAGCUUCUCGCCAUCAACCAGACAGACUUUGGCUUCAAGAACAAGGAGCCCGAACAGUCUUGCUCAACCCCCGUGGCGGAGCAGAAGGUGCCGCUGUCCUCCCUCUUCGCCGCCACAGUCCGCACCCCGUCCCCAGCGCCCCCCCUCUCCCCCAUCAACCUCUCCACCGCCUCCUGGACCAGCCUGUCGCCUCAGUCCCCGGCUCUGUCCUCACUGCAAAGCCCGGCAUCGCACUCCAGCAGCCUUGGGCUCAGCAGCAGCAUCCUGAGCAGUGGCAGCGGCGCCGGGUCAAUGACGGCCGACUCCUGGUCCUUCCACCACAACCAGUCCUCCCUCUUUGACCUGUCCUACCCCAACAUAAUGCAGCAGAAGCAACAGCAUCAGGCCAGUCAGCUGUACCUCUCCACCUCCCUCUCAGACUCCAUCUCCCUGCCCAUGUCCCCCGCCAGCCCCGCCACCCCCACCUCCCCUGCCGCCGGGCCCCUCAUCACUGACCAGGCCUCCCUGCAAGACUACCUCCAGCACCACCGCGAGAAGGAGAAGCUGCGACAGAUCAUGUAUCAGUGCGACAGUGGGGGCACCUCGCUCUGGGGGUACGGAGGGUCCCCACGCUCCCCUCUCUCGGACCACGGCUCAGCCCUGCGGAAGACUGUCUACCAGCCAGCCACCAAGGACACAGGUCAGGAAACAAACUCAGCGGACAGCAAGAAUGAUGACUCCAAGGCCUCAGCGUCCUCCAGCAGCAGCGUCAGCAAGAUCUGGCGCAAGAGGAACGUCACGCCAGAGCAGCUAUUCAAGUUUACGGAAAACCUUCGCAUAUGGAUGUCGGCAACGCUGCUGGUGCCGCUGGUCCAGAAUAUAGACUCCACGAACAAGGUGCUGCGUGGCGUUGCUCCAGAGAUACAGAUCGGAGAGGUCGGUGUUGACAAGCUGAAGAAGACUGCACAAAACAUCUCUGGACUCAAGCAGCUUGCCGAUGUGGUGCCCUUCCUGGAGGUGACGGUGCACCAGGACUACCUGCUGCACCGCCUGAGGGAGCUGGCCGCCGGGGGUGCCAUCUCCGCCUACCGCUGGAACGCCGGCAGCACCACCUUCAACGGGCGGCCCUGGAAGGAGGAGUACCCCACCGACACCGCUAUCCUGCUGCACCUGUUUGCCAUGUACCUGGACCAGCAGCUGCCCCCGGACAUCACGCAGCCCGAGGGACGCAUGUUCUCCAGCACGCACCUCAUCAAGGCUCCAGAGAAGGCCCCGCGUGCCACCAACAGGCCCUUGCUAUACCUCAGCCAGGUUACGCCGCCCCACGUGAAGGUCGUGCUCCCGCCGGAUGAGGAGUGUGAGGUGGGCCCCGGGCGGAACAACCUCAGCCACGCCCUGCUGCUCUUCAUCCACCACGUCAUCCACUGUCAACACUCUCGCAUCUCCAGCAUCAACCUCACCAUGUCGGGCGUCAACCUCUCAUGGGUCAUCACCUCAGACAAGACCAUCCCUGCCAGCUUACUCUAGUGAUGACCUGACCUUCAUCUUUCCCUUUUCUCUGGGUCAUCACCUCAGACAAGACCAUCCCUGCCAGCCUACUCUAGUGAUGACCUGACCUUCAUCUUUCCCUUCUCUCUGGGUCAUCACCUCAGACAAGACCAUCCCUGCCAGCCUACUCUAGUGAUGACCUUGACUGAUGACCUGACCUUCAUCUUUCCUUACACCACUCACCUUCCUCCUUCCCUUGCUCUCCAGUCAUCACCUCCAACAAGACCAUCCCUGCCUGGCUUGACUGAUGACCUGACCUCCACUAGUGAUGACUGAUGACCACUGCCUUUCAUCCUCCUUCCCUUGCUCUCAGUCAUCACCUCCGACAAGACCAUCCCUGCCUGGCCUGACUGAUGACCUGACCUCCACUAGUGAUGACUGAUGACGACUUUAAUCCUUCCCUUUCUGCACUGGGUUAUCACAAACAGCGCAGGACUCAGCCAUUGACCUAAGGAAGCACUCUUGCAGUAAGACACAUAUUAUUUCAUGUGUUAACUUAUAUUUCUUUCUUGGCAUUUUAGUUGUGUAGUCUUUUUUUAUGACCUAUUCUGUACUUUUAGGUUUUUAUACAUGUUUUAUAAGGUGGUUAAUGUGCUGGCCAAGGAAUAGAGUCAGUAAGACCUCUCAAAAGUGUCUUGGCAUGUAGAGGUGUAACUUAGAAAUUGUUUUUCUCAAUUCUUUUUUCUUUGUGUGUGUGUGUGUGUGUGUGUGUGUGUGUGUGUGUGUAACUUAGGAAUUCUGAUUUCUAAUAUGUUUCUAAUAAUUUUUUAGCAUCACAAACUGAAUGAGAGAAGCAGCUGUGGACUUGUUUUGACCUCAUCCGUACUUAAAGUGUUCUUAUAGGUUAGUUGAGUGGCCCCAGUCCUGUGGUCAUAGUUACAGAUGGGUAGUUGCAUUAAUAGGUAGCUAUAGUUAGGUAAUAGAUAUGUCACCACUGAGUGUGUGACAAUGUUCUAGCCCAUGUGAUGUGAUAAUGUCCUUCCCUCUAUACUUUCCCUGAGUGUGAAGGACGUGAACCGGGCCGGGAUGAACACAAAGAGUAUUUUGCACCCACAUUACAAGCUGACCCUUCCUUGGCCACUCCCUUGACACCAGUUUUAACAUUAUCAGUCAGGCAGACGAUGCCAUUCCCACCGAGCUGUCCAUAAAACACUGUUGCAGGCUAUUAAUUACACCCACACAUUAAUUUCCUGGUAGUGAUAGUGUUCUUCAAACUGCUCAAGAAAAGAUAGUUGGAAGGGAUUGAUGUGGCUGUGGAUCUCUGCAUUUAGUUUUUUUUUUUUUUUUUUUUUUUUUUUUUACAGCUAAGGAGACAGCUCAAGGGCGCAAAGAAAAAAAAAGAAAAAAGGCCCGCUACUCACUGCUUCCGAACAGAGGUUAAAGGAGUGUCCAAAAUCAAACCUCAUCUUCAUCAUUUUCCCUGGACAGCACAAAAUCAUGGAGGGUGUCAGGUGUGGAGAGGUGCCAUGUUCAGCAGCAACCACUCGUGUUUAAGUCCGUGGUAUUAUCGGUAUUUAUUACGUCCUGUCGGCCCAAGUCUUUAUCCAGCGACUGAGACCUUCUUCUGUGGCCGUCGUUUUCUGUAAUGCCAAGUGCGAGUCUUAGGUCAAUAUUAUAAGACACUUUCUCUUCUCACAGCACCCAUUUCUAAAGGUCAAAGAAGGGGUCAGUCUGGUUCUAAUGAGUGUUUCUUCAGGUUCAUGAUGUCGAAGAAGGGUCAUACUACCACCAGGGUCAUAAAACUACCCCUGGAAAUGCCCACAAUUCUUAGGAAAACCUUGUCAAAUUUGUGCUCUUGGGCGGUGAAAUGUUUUUUAAUACAACCCUUUGGACGAACUUGUUUCUGGGAUUAGUUUGUUCCUAGGACUGACCUGUUCCUAGGCUCUGUGUGUUGCUGGGAUCAAAUUUUUCCCAGGGUCAACUUAUUCCUGGAUUUAAAGUUAAGAAGUGCCAAGUUGGGAGGCUGCAUUUGUUCCAUAUUAUAGUCCAACCAUUUCAAAUAGUCCGUUUAGGCGUUCAAUUCCACGGGUCCUUUCCUCUCCCCUGCUCUGCCACACAGUCCCAACACCCAUUUUUCCCUCUCAUAUGUUAGCUAUAGGUAACAUAUGAGAGGAAGGGAUAGGUGUUUAGACUGUGUGGUAGAGUAGAGGGGAGGAAAGGACCCACGUAAUCGAAUGCCCAAAUGGACUGUUUUAAAUGGUUUGACUAUAGCAUUUGUGCUGUAAGUUUAACAUAUUUAUCUUUGAUUAAGACUUCAGAAAUGUUAAGUUUUGAGUCUCCACUUGCCCAUGGGAUUACAUGGAUAUUCCCAGGCUUAGGAAAUAGGUUAAGAAAUGCUACAUUUUGACACUGUAUUAAAUUUUGUUCCCUGGUUAAGACUUCAGAAAUGUUAAGUUUUGAGACUCCACUUGUUCCUGGGUUAACAUAUUCUUAGGUUUUGAAAAAAUAAGUUAAGAAAUGCUAUGUUUUGAGCCUUCAUUAGAUUCUGUUCCCUGGUUCAGACUUAAGAAAUGCCAAGUCUUGAGUCUGCAUUUGUUCCCAGGUUCAGAUUUAAGAAAUGCUAAGUUUUAAGUUCAUGUUGCUGGCCAUUAAGUGUCCUGUCGUUCCCAGCCUAAGAUGUGAAUGCAAGUGCUGUGAUUUCUUAUGGAUGACCUGUCUUGAGUGAGUUUCUGAGGCAUAAAAAAUGUUUGUAAGA
Molecule: messenger RNA, 4676 nt
Organism: Eriocheir sinensis (Chinese mitten crab)
Lineage: Eukaryota; Metazoa; Arthropoda; Malacostraca; Decapoda; Varunidae
Product: transmembrane protein 209-like
Exons: 13
Coding region: 179-1960 (593 amino acids)
Cellular component (GO): membrane
Source: RefSeq, a predicted model, not a curated record